Messenger RNA from Dicentrarchus labrax (European seabass), 2405 nucleotides. RefSeq names its product dihydrouridine synthase 2 (gene dus2). Gene Ontology annotation, biological process: tRNA dihydrouridine synthesis. The transcript is spliced from 16 exons. NCBI's taxonomy places the organism in Eukaryota, Metazoa, Chordata, Actinopteri, Moronidae. Gene Ontology annotation, cellular component: cytoplasm. Gene Ontology annotation, molecular function: tRNA dihydrouridine synthase activity; tRNA binding; flavin adenine dinucleotide binding. The record is from RefSeq and is a predicted model, not a curated record. Bases 106 to 1593 code for a protein of 495 amino acids.
UAAACAGGAAGUUUAAACAGCACGCUUCAAUCUUUCCCCCACGUGACCGCGCGUUACAGCUGCUGUCGUCAGUGGACAACAUAAAUGCCGGACCACUGAGCCGCCAUGAUGGCAGCAAACAGGCUGAGCUUCAGAAACAUCACCGCCCUGGCUCCCAUGGUCCGGGUGGGGACUCUGCCCAUGAGGCUGCUGGCUCUGGACUAUGGAGCUGAUGUGGUUUACUGUGAGGAGCUGAUCGACAUUAAAAUGGCCCAGUGUCAGCGGGUGGUGAACGAGGUGCUGGAGACGGUGGAUUUUGUCGCUCCGGAUGAUCGAGUGAUGUUCAGGACCUGCGAGAGGGAGAAGGACAGAGUCGUCUUCCAGAUGGGAACAGCUGAUCCCGACAGAGCGCUGACGGUGGCCCGGCUCGUGGAGAAGGACGUGGCGGCUGUCGAUGUGAAUAUGGGCUGUCCUAAAGAAUACUCCACUAAGGGCGGGAUGGGAGCUGCUCUUCUGUCGGACCCCGACAAGAUCGAGGCGAUCCUCAAGAAGCUGGUCACAGGAGUUUCCAUACCGGUCACCUGUAAAAUCCGAAUCCUGCCUUCGUUGGAGGAGACGAUCAGUCUGGUCCAGAGGAUCGAGAAUACCGGCGUCGCCGCGGUCGCUGUGCACGGCAGGUUGAAGGACGAGCGGCCCAGACACCCCGUCCACUGCGACUACAUCCGGGCCGUCGCUCGGGCCGUUUCCAUCCCCGUCAUCGCCAAUGGGGGCUCUCUGGAUCUGGUGAAGACCAACGCCGACAUUGAGGUGUUCAGGAAGGCGGCGGGCGCCUCGUCGGUCAUGUUGGCCCGCGCCGCCAUGUGGAACGUGUCGGUGUUCAGCAGCCGGGGUCCACUUCCUGUGGAGAGCGUGAUGGAGGAAUACCUCAAAUACGCGAUCCGGUACGACAACCACGCCUUCAACACCAAGUACUGCUUGUGUCAGAUGCUCAGAGACAAGGUGGAGUCUCCUCUGGGGAAGCAGCUGCAGGCGGCUCAGACCAACACGGAGAUCAGCGAGGCGUACGGGCUGCAGGAGCUGUACCGGCAGACCCAGGAGCGGCUGCAGGCCAGGAGGGACGCCCUGCAGAGCGGAGGCCAGGAGGAGCAACUUGUGAUGGACGGAGACGUCACCACCAUGGCGGUCAAGUUUGAGCGGAGAGAAUAUCCACCUCACAUCACUCCAAAGAUGUUCCUGCUGGAGUGGAGCCGCAAGGAGAAAGUGGAGCAGCCGCUUUACCAGACGGUGCAACGCGCUCAGGAUCGAGGCUUUCAGUCCAUCGUUACUGUAGCAAAGAAACAGUACAGAUCCUCACUGUGGGAGAAGUCGAAGAAAUUUGCCGAACAAGCGGCCGCCAUCGUCUGCCUGCGAGUCCUGGGCGUACCGGAGGGUCGUAUCGGGGAGGAAGACUCCGGCCUGGUCUGCAAGAGGAAGAGGGAGGGGAAGACCAACGGCGCCGUGGAGGAAGAGGGGAGCAAGAAACGACACGUAAUCGACCUCCAACGGGAGGCGGAGAGCGCGGCGAAGGGCGACCAGCACAGAGCGGAACAACCAGUCGGCGAACAGGAACUGUGAUCAGUCGUUUUUAUUUUGUUUCUCUGAAACAGAAACUUUCUGUUUUCUAAUAAUCCUGAAAACUUCCAGGAUUUAUUCUCAAACUUCUUCAGAUGUUUUCAGACUUUAUUUUUUACUUUAAUCUCCUCCGUAGAACCGGUUCUGUAACCCGUUCAGUCUUCCACUGGGUCAAAGUCUCCAUUGUUUGUCCCUAACAUCUGUAUCUCAGCCAGCAGGGGGCGCUGCUGCACCUUCACAUUAACUUCUUUUAUUUUAACCUCGGUGCCUUACAGAAGAAACCUUUCUGUUUUUUUUUCCUGGGCCUUAAACUCAUCACGUGUGAGUUCACUGUCUCACACACACACACACACACACACACACACACACACCGGUUCUCCUUCGUAAACAGUUCUCACCUGAACGAUCUUCCAGACCCUCCUGAUACGUUAAAGGAACUUUUUGAUUUCUUUAUUUUCUACAGACUCACUCUGAUAACAGAUGCAGUGUUUGUUGUCGGCGCUCAUGUCUCAACAGAAACUGCCAAACUGUUGCAUUCAGGGUCCCUACGUUAAGGACAGUGAACGCAUCGGGAUACAGUAACAGCUGAUUGUUCUUUGAUGUAAACGCAGACGUUGGGUUCAUGAUUAUAAAGUCUUAAAGUCCUGAACUGAACCUGAGAGAGGGAGACACCCAGACGCUGACGUCAGCACUGGGGUUGGCUAAUGGUGCCUUCAGGAGCACUGGGAGACACGAGUACUGCAACCGCAUACCAUAAAAUGCAAUUCUGAAUCUCGGAAGGACUCGAAAUAAACUAGAAGUAAAGUUUAAUGAAA